Molecule: messenger RNA, 4561 nt
Organism: Amoebophrya sp. A25
Lineage: Eukaryota; Dinophyceae; Syndiniales; Amoebophryaceae
Source: the annotation of a GenBank genome assembly
UAAUUAUUGUUCUAUCAAUCUAAUUGUUAUUGUUUUAGUUUUUGUUUUUCGUUGUCCACCUCGAGGUCGAGAACUUGGACGAGAUGUCGUCUGAAAACUCUCCGGAUAACAAAGACGGUGGUCGGGGUGGUGGUGGAUCCCCCAAGCAAGACAAGUGGUGCACUUUGGCAAGGCAGCAGAUUAUUGACUAGAGUGACUUCUGGUUUUGCAACAAGUGGUCAGCACCAAGUUCAUAGCAAUAUCACUGUCUCUCUAGUUCCACAGGCGUCAGGGAAAGAAGAAGACGAAAAACAAACUCCAAGAGCUCUAGGUCUCCCUGCUGGGACGAGUGUAGUCUUAGGGCCCUCAAAAAUGCAGAAAAUCCUUAGCGGCGACAAAAAAGGAGUAGAACUCCUAAGAGAUCCAGUUGCAAAUAGAGAAUUGGCUUUCACGCAAGCGGAGCGCGCACAACGUAAAGAUAUUUUUUUUUGAAAUUGGAGUUGUAAUUCAUUGUUUUCUUCAAAUAUGUAAUAUGAUGAUGCACAUGAAGAUCAAUACAAUGUAUGAUACUUACAUGGUUAUCUGUCUAACUAACGUAUCUAUACACCUUCACGCUAGAAAUUUCAUCAUUCGUCUUAUAAUCAUGUUGAAGAUAACCGUAUGUGAAAUCGAAUCACGAAGCCGUUAGCGCGGGUGUGUACCUACCAACAGUAUUCGUUUCUCGUCUCUCUCGUCUUGUUCCAGUUUUUAUGGUUAAGAAAGUGAAUGAUCUGCAACUUCUAUUAGUAUUUCUACCAGCCGCGGUGCCUAUACGUAUACCGCGCCCACUCUUCCAAUUUAUUUUUAGUACUAAGUCAUAACUUCGUAACAAAAACAAUUACAAUCACUAACGCUACUUUGCUGCCUCCUUAUCAACAGAUGGUUUGCGAGGCUUAUUACCUGUAGCUGAACUGACCUUGCAGCAGCAAGUCGCAAGACAAUUGGAGCUUUUUCGCAAAAGAAAAACGGCUUUGGAAAAGCACUCGUUCUUGGACGACCUGCACAAUAAAAAUGAAACGCUCUAUUACCGCUUUCUCCUCGAUCACUUCUCUGAGAGUCUCCCCUUCGUAUACACACCGACAGUCGGAGAAGCGUGCCAGAACUAUUCCAACCUCUUCGCGCAACAAAGGGUACUAGAAUUUUUUUAUCUCUUUGUGGUAGUGCUAGAGUAGGUGUAGUUCAAGAGUAGCCAUGUGCGUCUGCAUCUUGUGCGCGUCGUCUUCAUGUCUAUGCUUAUCCUCGUCAAUUAUUGUGACCUUUAAAGCAAGCGUCGUGAUUUAGCUCCAGCACAAGCAUCUAGAAUAUUAUGUGAUGUGCUCUACCAGUACGAUCUCCACCUCGUCCUACAACAGCCGCGUGGACUUUUUAUGUCGAAGCCUGACCGCGAGCAUUUCGACGAGGUAUGUCGGAACUGGAGCGAGGAUGAUGUGGAGAUCAUCGUGAUGACGGACGGUAGCCGUAUCUUGGGUCUCGGCGACUUGGGUGUCAACGGUAUGGGCAUCCCAGUCGGAAAGCUAGCGCUCUACGUCGCAGCCGCUGGCUUCCAUCCAGCUAAAGCACUACCGGUUACCAUUGAUAUGGGGACCAACAAUGAGAAGAACCUAGCGGAUGAGGGCUACGUUGGAGUGCGAGAACGACGGCCGCACGACGAAGAAUUUUACGCGACGAUGCGCGAUGCGAUCACUGCCAUAUCCAAGCGCUGGCCCAAGGCUCUGUUACAGUUUGAAGACUUCUCAAACGAACACGCGUUCGGACUGCUGGAGGAAUACAAAGAUAAGACGCUGUGUUUCAACGACGACAUCCAGGGCACCGCUGCUACGGUGCUGGCGGGACUCCUGGCCUCGUUGCGCAUUCAGAGGUGCGCACCUCCGGGAGCCACAGAUGUCCCCGUGAGGCUGCGGGACCAACGAAUCGUCUUCCUCGGCGCUGGCUCAGCCGGGGUAGGGGUCGCGGAUCUGAUCGCGGAAGGUAUGUAUCUAGAAGCAAUUGCAGCAGGUGAAGACCCCGCCAAAACGAAAACAGUAGACUGGUAUCGCAAAAACAAUUUUUGGCUCAUCGAUUCGAAAGGCGUUGUCAAUGCAUCAAGAGGCGACAAACUGCAAGCCCACAAGAUUCGCUACGCACGCGAGGACGCGGACAGCGCAAAACUCUUACGCUGUGAAAAGUCUACUUUCUCGUCUUUUUAGAAGUAGAAGCAGAUGUAAAAUCUUUGAAAGAACAUUGCCUUUAUUACGACAUCGAGGACAGCAGGAGCUACAGCUUGUUGCCUGCCUCUAAUGUUUCGUACACUUGCUGACGCUGUUGCUGAAGUAAAGCCGACGAUGCUUCUCGGCUUAGCGGGUGUUGUCGGGGGAAGCUUUACGCAAGCGAUCGUGAAGCGUAUGGAUAGUGACUGUGCGGAUGUCUGGCGCAGGCCAAUUAUUAUGGCUUUAUCCAACCCCACGAGUCAGGCGGAAUGCACAGCUGAACAGGUGUAUAAUUGGACCGAGGGACGCGCGAUCUUCGCCUCCGGCAGUCCCUUCGCGCCUGUGACGUUGACGACCACAACAAAUAUAGGCAAAGGAGUUGGCGGUGAGAGGAAGGUAAUUCACACAGGCCAGGGAAACAACAUGUACAUUUUUCCGGGAGUUGGGUUUGGGGCAGUUCGAAGCGGUGCGUCCCGCGUCACCAACAGCAUGUUCCACGCGGCUGCACGAGCACUCGCAGAUACAGUCACGGUGGAAGAUCUGCAGAGAGGAAGUGUCUACCCGGAGCUGUGGAGAAUCCGCGAGAUAACCUUGAAAGUAGCCGCAGCCACCUGCGAAGUUGCAGAUCGUGGUUGUUUGACCAAAUCGCGCCCCCCGCCCAAUGGCUGGCUCGACCACCUGCAGCAGACAAUGUGGUGGCCGACUUUAACCUAUCCGGGAGCCACGAAACCUGACAACGAGAGCAAACUUUGAUGCUGCAUUUUUUGAAGAUCAUUUUUACACACAAGACAAUGACAAACCAUGAAAGAACUCAGAAAAUUUCGAGGACAGUUUCAGGUGGAAUCCACGCAUGCUGCGGUGUGAAGAAUGCAGUCCUUCGAAUAACGACAGGCUUGAUGUGCUUCUUCCUCGGACAAAAGUCCCGUCAAGCGCUCACGUGCUCCUUAUGGUUUUUUUCAGUGCUUAAUACCCGAAGCCUAUGUUGCUGAACUCAAUAAACCCUAUUCAUUUCCCUGCACCUGUUGCAGAAUAUUUUUUGAACUACUUCUACUAGCAAUCUUCCAGAACUACACCUCUGAUGCUUGCUACGUAGGCUUACAACUAUUCUUAAUUUUUGUCUUUUCCUUCCAACGUAAACUUUAGGCGAAUCAUCCUCGUCGGCACUCCCUUUCCGGCGUCACUUCACUAGAAUUGGAGUACGCUCCUGGUACUACACUUUGUAUAAAAUGUGUAAGUACAUACUACUGGAUCAUCUACUGUCUGGCUGUAUUAGUGUGGAAUCAAGGGAGUUAUCAUUUUUCCAUGAGCAUGAGCAUGAAGCUGAAAAUGAUCAUCAUCAUUUUGGAAUUGACAUGAAAGCGAUGACAACUUUGUAAAUAUUUCUAAUACAGAUAUGAUAAUGAACGACAAUAUUUUCUUAAGGUUGUUCGACCUGCAUGUUGGAGUUUUCCAACAUAAAAACUUUGCAGCUAGAGCUCCUGCGCGGUCCCAACGCCAUAGGCCUACUGCAUGAAACUAUAUCUAACUCGUCAGGUCUAGGGGUAGGGCACCGUUGAGGUGAUAAAUUUUCGAGGAGCUUCUAGUUCUUUUCUUAAUGACCUCAUUGGUACCGUCUCGGUCUCUAGGUUAUUUUCGUGUAUUAUUUUCAUGCUCUCGUAGCCACGGAUUCUGCACUCUUGCUUAUGCUUGAACUUCAGCAAGGCCUAUGCACGAGUGCUUAUACCCCCUCGCAGGGGCCGCUAGCCUGCCGGCGAAAACCACCGCGUAGCCCAUCUGUUCUGCAUGUAAGAGAGUGCCAGAAAAACACCAAAUAGAAGGGAGACUGCGGUGAAGGGCAUACGCAUACUGCUGAUUGGGAAUAUGUUAUCUUCCAGAUUAUACUGGUAGUACAACUUCUAUAUGUGAUUGGUAGAAAGUGAUGACGAAGAUAUUUUUUCUUGCCCGCUCUUCAUCACGCAGAAAGGCGUGAGUAUUUUUUCUCCACCCUUUUGCUUUCGCUUAAUAAAAAGAUGAGAAGCAAUAUAUGGUUUCUCAUCUGCUAAUGGAAGCUAAACAAGCAUCCAGAGAUUGAGGUGAGCGAUCGCCGUAUUCAUUGCGCGAUGAAAAGUUGACCAACAUUGAAACCUUACGAUGAAAAUGAGAGGGCAAUGAUGAUAAAAUCAUCCUUGAUUAUCUACCACUCCCAGUCGGGGGGACAAAUUCAAUACUUUACGCGUCGCGGGUCGUGGUUUUCUAUGUUGCGUUCGUUAUGGGGCUCCUGAGACGAACAAGACAAAAUCAUGCCAGUUAAUUCUGUAACAACGACUUGUAGAAGAUGAGAGGAAGAGGAAUAAGAGUACCAAUAAAGCAAAACGAAU